Messenger RNA from Rhodotorula graminis WP1, 1245 nucleotides. RefSeq lists its product as uncharacterized. The coding region runs from base 1 to 1245 and encodes 414 amino acids. The record is from RefSeq and is a predicted model, not a curated record. NCBI's taxonomy places the organism in Eukaryota, Fungi, Basidiomycota, Microbotryomycetes, Sporidiobolales, Sporidiobolaceae. The transcript has 7 exons.
AUGUCGCACCUGUACUCGCCGACGGAACUCACCCAGCUCAGAGAUGAGCGCUGGCCGUUAGGCGACGACUGGGCCGACUGGGUCGGGACCGCCGAGAAGCUUGAGAGCGACGCCCUCCGCAACCCCAACAUCGCCGCCGACAGCGACACCGGCGAGGUCAACAGGGCCGCGCUGUGCGCUUUCGUCGACGGCCUGCUCGACAACACGUGCGCCUACCUGUUCUCGCACAUGAACGAGUCGGACCGUCACAACGCGAUCGACUCGAUCCGGAGCUACCACGACAUCCUCGUCAACUGGCCCGCCCAGCCGUCGCUCCGCCAACAGCUCACGAACCCCCACCGCUUCCUCGCCACGCACGUCCACGGCGAGGACGUGACCGACCUCGUCCGCCGCGCUCAGGCCGGCGCUUACACUGCCAGGCGCCAACGCCGGGGCAUGAGUCCCGCUCCUGCGAGUGCUGCUCGAGCAGCUGGUGCCGGUCCGCGCUCGGUACCUGUCAGCCGCGCGAGGGAGGGACGCCCGGCCGGCCCGGGUCGCGGCUGGGGCCACGUUCAGCGCCGGGCGCGUCGCGUUCGCCUCCGACGGUACAAAGGCCUCCUGGUCGACAGUGAGGGCUGGCCAAGCGGCCACUCGUGGGCCGACUACAUCCGCACGGCCGAGAUCGUCGUCAACGAUGCGCUCGAGAACGACCACAUCGGCGCCGUCCCCGCCCACAACGACGCGAUCACGGCGUGGGUCCUCGACGCCGUCGAGCCGGGCUACGACCGCAGGACGCUCUUCGACCGCCUUCCCGAGCUCGUGCGGAGCGAGUGCAUCCUGUCGCUGCGCAACGUCGGAGCCAGCCUGAUCUCGUACUCGGGCGGCGACCUGCGCGUCCCGUCGCAGCGUAACUUUGUCGACGACAAAGCGAGGUCGGUCGGCCUCGACCCGGCGGUCAACGCCCACGCCAACCGCGACCUCACCGCCUACCAGCCUCGCGCUCGCUCGCGCAGCUUGACGCCCGUUCCUCAGCAGCGCUCGCGCUCGGCCACUCGCCCGCCCGUCCCGUCGCACGUCCACCCCGAGGCCCAUGCUCACCACGCCCACGCCAGCUCGUCGCGCCAGCCGACCCUCUCGCCCGACCCGCUCGACCUCGGCGACUUCGACCACUCGUGGCAGCACGACCCAGCCCAGUACAGCCACGACCUCGACGACCCCGAGUUCGACCUCGACGCCCUCCUCGACAGCUGGACGUACGGCCAAUAG